GGAUCCUAAGGCCUCCUCCUCCCCCUCCCCACUGGCUGGGUUGGGGUGGAAGGGGGCGGGUGCAGCCGGCUGAGGAGCCCCGAUGAUUUCCUGCCCUCACCCGGCGCUCACCACAGCUUCCUGCCACAGGCAGGCAGGCAGGCAGGCAGGCAGGCAAGCAGGCUGAGGAGAGGCGGGUGCAGAGACGAGGGGCAGGUGAGGCUGGGGUUCAGGGUCUGUGUAGGGGUGGCUGGUGCCCCAGACUCCAACCCAGGCCCUGGCCUGAUCUCCCUGAGAUCAGGGGUCUUCCAGAGCCAGGGCUGACGCCUACUCAGCCCAACGAAGGGAGAAGACCCCGGGAGCCCCCAAGGAGGGCACAACUGUCCCGACCAGGCUCCCAGCCCGGUGCCCGCUGGGUCCUGCACCCUUGCCAGCUUAGCCCUUGCUGUGCUGCAGCUCUGCUCCUGAGGGGCCUGCAGCGAGCAGGCAGGCCUGGUCCCAGCUCCCCGCUGCAGAUGGAGGCGGUCAGCCUGAGCCCCUAUGUGCUGGGCCUCCUGCUGCUGCCUCUCUUGGCCGUGUUGCUGAUGGCACUAUGUGUGCGUUGCCGAGAGCUGCCAGGCUCAUAUGAUACCGCUGCCUCUGAUAGUUUGACCCCAAGUAGCAUCGUGAUCAAACGGCCUCCCACUCUUGCCCCCUGGCCACCAGCCACAUCCUACCCGCCUGUGACAUCCUACCCACCCCUGAACCAGCCAGACCUGCUCCCCAUCCCGAGGUCCCCACAGCCCCCUGGAGGCUCUCACCGCAUGCCAUCUUCCCGGCAGGCCUCAGAUGGUGCCAACAGCGUGGCGAGCUACGAGAACGAGGGUGUGCCUGGGACCCUGGCAGCCCUGACUGGGAGGAGGCUGGGGCCUGUCUGGGGAUCGACUGACCCUGUGUCCUUACCCCCAGAGCCAGUCUGUGAGGAUGAGGAUGAAGACGAGGAUGAGGAAGACUAUCACAACGAAGGCUACUUGGUGGUGCUUCCUGACAGUGUCCCAGCCACCGGCACUACUGUCCCACCAGCUCCUGUGUCCAACAACCCCGGCCCCCGAGACAGCGCCUUCUCCAUGGAGUCGGGGGAAGAUUACGUGAACGUUCCUGAGAGCGAGGAGAGUGCAGAUGCGUCCCUGGAUGGGAGCCGGGAGUAUGUGAACGUUUCUCAGGAGCUACAGCCUGUGGCAGGGACCAAGCCUGCCACUCCAGGCUCCCGGGAGGUGGAGGAUGAGGAAGCUCCAGAUUACGAGAACCUGCAGCCUAACUGAGGGCCUGGGCGAGGCCGUGCCUGUUCCCGAAUCAACCUGGCCUGGGAGAGCUGAGCUGGGCGGCUGGCAGUGGCUCUGAGGCACCCUGUCCCGGCUCCGGCCUGACCACAGCCUGAGAAUUUUCCCUCUAACUUAUUGUCACUUUGGGGUCCAGUCCAGUGUGGCCCCAGUACUCUGCACCUUCUGAAGCAGCCUGAGAAUGAACUUCCCUGGCCCCAGCCCUACUCUGUAAUAGAAUAAAGGCUGGUGUGGUCUGGA
This is a messenger RNA of Vicugna pacos (alpaca), 1538 nucleotides long. It is a transcript of the gene LAT, whose product is annotated as linker for activation of T cells. Gene Ontology annotation, biological process: positive regulation of protein kinase activity; immune response; regulation of T cell activation. Lineage: Eukaryota; Metazoa; Chordata; Mammalia; Artiodactyla; Camelidae. The record is from RefSeq and is a predicted model, not a curated record. Gene Ontology annotation, cellular component: immunological synapse; membrane. Gene Ontology annotation, molecular function: protein kinase binding.